Molecule: messenger RNA, 1558 nt
Organism: Vicia villosa (hairy vetch)
Lineage: Eukaryota; Viridiplantae; Streptophyta; Magnoliopsida; Fabales; Fabaceae
Exons: 8
Coding region: 187-1425 (412 amino acids)
Source: RefSeq, a predicted model, not a curated record
AAACAAAAGAACCGCGUUUAAUUUCAUGUGAUUGGAUGAGAUGAAAUAAAAUGUUAUGAUUAAAUCAUUAUUCACAUCAUCGUCUUGCAAUUGUGUGCUGAAUCGCUACAAUUCAAAACGAUCGGUGAUGAAAUCGAUGGCAUAACAAACUUGAAGAACAACAUCACGUACCACUGCGAAUCAACCAUGAAAGGCGUCUUUUCGGCGCCCGGUGAUUACGUUCAUUUCAAAUCCCAAGUUCCUCUUCACAAAAUCCCUAUUGGAACAAAGCAGUGGCGUUAUUAUGAUUUUGGUCCAAAAGCUGUACCUCCACUUAUAUGUCUUCCUGGAACUGCUGGAACUGCUGAUGUAUACUAUAAACAGAUUAUGUCAUUAUCCAUGAAGGGCUACCGUGUCAUAUCUGUAGAUAUACCUCGUGUAUGGCAUCACGCUGAGUGGAUUCAAGCGUUUGAAAAGUUUUUGGAUGCUAUUGAUGUACACCAUAUACAUCUUUAUGGAACAUCACUGGGUGGUUUCUUGGCACAACUCUUUGCUCAGCAUCGUCCAAGACGAGUUCGGUCAUUGGUUUUAUCAAAUUCAUUUUUGGAGACACAAAGUUUCUCUGCUGCAAUGCCAUGGGCACCAAUUGUUGGUUGGACUCCUUCAUUUUUGUUGAAGCGGUAUGUCUUAACAGGAAUUCGUGAUGGUCCCCAUGAACCAUUUAUUGCGGAUUCAGUUGACUUUGUUGUUUCUCAGGUAGAAACCCUCUCUAGAGAAGACUUGGCUUCCAGAAUGUCGCUGACAACAGAUGAUGCUUCAGUGGGACCCCUUCUUCUUUCAGAUUCAUUUAUCACUAUAAUGGAUACUAAUGACUACUGCGCAAUUCCUCUACAACUUAGAGAACAAUUGAGCGAAAGAUAUCCUGAGGCAAGGCUCGCGUCUUUGAAAACAGGUGGAGAUUUUCCUUUCCUUUCACGACCAGAUGAAGUCAACUUACAUCUUCAGCUGCACCUUAGACGAGUUGGGGUGGAGGCUCGGCCAGAUUUGGUUCACAGUAUUCCUAAAGGUGAUAUUGGAGGAAGUCCUAGCAAAGAGAAUGAUGGUGAUGACUCUGACAAGUCACCUAAGGAUGAUAGGGAUAAGGAUGAUAGGGGAGGAUCGGAAAAUCCAUCUUCCGAAAGUGAGAUCAGUCCUGUCCCAGAAAGCUCAGAAUCCCAUAAUUUAGACAGCCAGCAAGUUGAAAGUUCAGAAAGUUGGGACUUGGGUAAUGAAAUCACCGUGUAUGUCUUUCCUGGUGGAUUCAUGAAAGAAAAGCAUGUUAUGCCUCGAGAAAUUCCUGUACAUUUUGCGUGGGAAUACGUAGUACUAUUUCAUGUUCUUCACUACAUCAGUUCAAUGUACAUUAUUAUCUUAAACUAUUCUUUUGAAUUUAGGCAAGUUGUCUAAGUUGGAAGUCUUUUGGAUAUAUUGUAUUGUGCAUCAUGGAAACCUAGUGUGUGAAAGAAGUUGCUAAGGUCGACCUUAUAGUUGACAGGAUUUCAGAAUUCUUCGGUGAAGUUAAUUUCUUUGAGAUUUGAAA